Colletotrichum gloeosporioides is the source of this 888-nucleotide messenger RNA. Its product is annotated as Abhydrolase domain-containing protein C22H12.03. NCBI's taxonomy places the organism in Eukaryota, Fungi, Ascomycota, Sordariomycetes, Glomerellales, Glomerellaceae. The record is from RefSeq and is a predicted model, not a curated record. The transcript is spliced from 6 exons. Gene Ontology annotation, cellular component: mitochondrion. The coding region runs from base 1 to 888 and encodes 295 amino acids. Gene Ontology annotation, molecular function: catalytic activity.
AUGCAGCGCUUUCUUCGCCAGGGUACUCUGGCUGGAUCAUCACAGCUGAAGCCUCUGUCGACCCAGAGUAGGCUGACGCUCUCCUACGACUUGCAUGAGCCAAGCAAACCAGCCGCUGGGUUGGUUGCCCCUAUCAUUUUCCUUCAUGGCCUCUUUGGGUCGAAAAAGAACAACAGAAGCAUCAGCAAAGUGCUCGCCCGUGAUCUUGGGAGACCCGUCUAUGCAUUGGAUCUGCGCAAUCACGGAGAGUCGCCCCAUGACUGGCACCACGACUACGUACACAUGGCAGAUGAUGUGGCGGGUUUCAUAGACCAGCAUAACCUCCGUCAACCGACCAUCAUCGGCCAUUCGAUGGGUGCUAAGGCAGCCAUGUCACUUGCGUUGGAAUCGCCUGAUCUCGUCAAGGACAUCGUCGCGGUCGACAAUGCGCCGGUGGAUGCAGUGCUGGAAAGUGGGUUUGGGAAGUAUAUCCAAGGCAUGAGAAGGAUCGAAACUGCCAAUGUCACGAGGCAGACAGAGGCGGACCAGAUUCUCAAAGAGUAUGAAAGUUCUCUGCCCAUUCGUCAAUUCCUGCUUGGCAACCUACACCGGCCCCAAGCAGGCAAGCCGGAGCAAAAGUUUCGAGUUCCACUGGACAUCAUUGGUCGUUCUUUGAACCACAUGGGGGACUUCCCAUACAAAGAUCCGAGCAAGGUUCGUUUCGAGAAGCCUGCUCUUUUUGUCCGCGGAACCCAAAGCAAGUAUGUACCGGAUGAUGUCUUGCCCAUUAUCGGACAAUUCUUCCCCAGGUUUCGGCUGGCAGAUAUCGACGCCGGUCAUUGGGUGAUAUCAGAGAAGCCGGAAGACUUCCGCCAGGCGGUCGUCGAGUUUCUGAGGGGACCCGAAUAG